UUUCAGAGCUUCUUCACAAGAAAACUUCGUUAUUGGAAUUGUAUCAAGGCGUAUUGCUGACUGUUUGAAUCGAAGAAUGGUCGGCGGCGGUCGAACAGGCAUACACUUGCUUCUUGGAUUCCUUAUAGGUGCCGCUCUCGCGCUCUUCUUCUUUUCAUCCACACCAAGUAUAGACUUGACCAGCUCAUUGGCUGCAUUUACAUCAUGUCAGAAUCAAGAAACAGAAACGAAUGUUCUUGAACCAUCGGCACUGGAGAAAGGGCGAGUAUAUAAAGAUUUAUCUGAGCAUUGGAUUGUUCACCAAGACGAUAUGCCAGCGCCUCCUCAUAAUCAAGACGCUACUCCAAAGGUUACAAGAACUCGAUUUGCAGCCACUGAACUCGGUACACGUGAACGAGUUAUGGCCGCAGUGAUGGCUGAGUCUGCAUUGGCUCUUUCUAUUAAUGCAACUCUUGGGCGCCAUGUUCCACGUGUACAUUUGUUUGCUGACUCUUCAAGAAUCGACAAUGACUUGGCCCAGUUAACCAAUUUGAGUCCAUAUAAACUAAACGGACAAAAGACGCAUUCGAUGGUUUUGGGUCUCCUUUUCAAUAUGAAUCAAUUAUAAUUGUCAAUUGAAUGUUUUUCAACAGUCCACAACAACUAUGACUGGUUUCUACUUGCCAAAGAUUCGACGUAUAUCAACCCAUUCGUUUUGCUCAGAAUGAUUGAUACGAUGAAUUGGAAUGAACCAGUUGUGAUGGGUGAAGCAGCUGAAGAUGGAAGUGGACGAUGCCGAUUGGAUACUGGAAUGUUGCUCAGUCAGCCAGCAAUGCAUGCUCUGAUGAACAAUCGGAAUGCUUGCAACAAUUUCGCACUGGCAGCCGAUGACGAUCAACUCGCAUUUGAAAAGUGCAUUCAAAUCGCAACAAAUUUGACAUGUAAGCCGCUUCAUCAAGGAGUUCGUUAUGAAGUUUGGCGAGGAGCCGAGAGAGCUGAUUCGCCAGCUGCUCAUGACUCGAUUGAGGACUGGAAACAUUCACCAGCAUUUAAGAGAGCUCUUGCUGUGCCAAGAUUACUUUCUGAUGCAGAUGCAUCUGCACUUCAUGAUUAUUUCGUUCGAGUUGAAAUGCAAAGAGCUGAUCGAGAAAUUAUCAAAAUGGAAGCUGAACUUUCUCGUCUGGCUGAGCAAGAAGCUCGUGAAACAGGAGAAGCUAUCAGCUGGCCACCAGCACUUCCACCGUAUGCAAAACCACCAAAUCGGUAUCAAGUUUCGACUUGGGAGUACUUUACGAUGACUGAACUCUUUCGAAGUGAACCUAAUCAAAAUGUUCGACGUCUUGAAGGAAAAGAUUUCGAUGAUGUUGCUGAAGUUGUGGUGGCUGCUCGGCAGCAAGUUGAAUCAGAAGAACCAGAGCUUGAAUUUGUUCAAUUGAGAAAUGGAUAUCGAGUUUUUGAUCCACGGAGAGGAAUGGAUUAUAUGGUUGAUUUGACAUAUCGAAAGACUGUCAAUGAAAUGCCUGAAGUUGAUAAUCGAUUUGAAAGUGAUAAUGAGGCUGCACAUGAGGAAAGUCUCAAAGAGAUUGUUGUGGAAAGAAGAGUGCACGUUAGUCGAAUGAUUGCAAGUACGCAGCUUAUGAACCAGGCACCAUAUGUGAAAGAAGACACAGAUGUCACUGUCGUUAUUCCAGUUGCUAGUGAAAAAGACGUUCUCCCAGCCCGGAAACUUCUUGCCAGACAAGCUCGCCUCUGUCUCUUCCCCACAGAAGAAGCCCGUAAAACUCGAAUGGUUGUAGCCGUUUUCCCAUUAAUCGAAUCUCGUUCAGUGACUGCUAUCACUAAUGAUAUGGAAGAAUUAAAGCGACGAUGCAAGCGAUCACUUUUGGAAACAGAUGUUCUUCCAGUACAUCCUGCUGUUAGUACAGAAGGAAAGGGAACAGCUGCUGCUGCUGCGUUGGAUGAUGCUGUGGAUCGAUACGGAGCCAAUACAAUCUAUCUUCUACUUUCUCCACAUGCAGAUGUUCAAAAAGAGUUCUUUGAUCGAGCUCGUAUCAAUACGAUUAAACAUUAUCAAGUUUUCUUCCCAGUUCCAUUUGUUGAAUAUCAUCCGACAAUCUCUGGAAUGGAAAUGACAGAAAAAGAAGAAAAAGAGACGCCGACAGAACAAGCUCGUGAAGCUGCUUUAUCACGAUUAAGAGAUGGAGUUGAACCAAAAAGGAAAAGAACAUUGAUUGUACAAAAAGAACAUGGACGAUUUGAUUCUCAAGAUUUCUCUUGUUUCGCCGUUUAUGGUGUGGAUUAUGUGACAGCAAGAGCUAAAUUCGGUCAAAAUGAGAGACGGAACGACUUGAUUUCUGCGUUCUUGGGACAAGAUUCUAUACAUGUACUUAGGGCUGUUGAGCCAACUCUCCGAAUUCGAUAUCACAAAAGAAGCUGUGACAUGGAAAGCAUCGACACCGAAGAUAUCGCUCGUUGCCUGGACAGUAAAAAGGAAAACGUGGCGGCGAAGGAUCAGUUGGCAAAAUUGUUAUUCCACGAAAAAUGAACACCCUUCUACUCCCAACUUGUCCAUGAUAUUUCUGCAAAUACGGUUUCCUAUUUUCCCUUUCUCACCUUCCUAUUGCACUACAAUUUUCACUUUGCCCUCUUGCUCCGAGCAUAACAUUUUCUUUUCAUGUGAAUACGAUAAUCCCGGCGGUUUUUCAUUAAAUAAUUUUUAGCCCGCUUGCCACAACCCGAUGCUUUAUCCCCGUCGUCAAAUAAUUCAUUUUUUACAGUUUAUGUUAAAUUGUGCCACAUUUUUUAAUUCACUAAACAAAGUACAUACUAUCUCGACCCGUCCACUUUUUCUAUAAUUUAUGAAUAUCUGUGAUUUUUAAUCAUAAAUUUUUGUUUUGA
Messenger RNA from Caenorhabditis elegans, 2877 nucleotides. It is a transcript of the gene mig-22, whose product is annotated as Chondroitin sulfate synthase mig-22. The transcript has 10 exons. NCBI's taxonomy places the organism in Eukaryota, Metazoa, Nematoda, Chromadorea, Rhabditida, Rhabditidae. Bases 704 to 2524 code for a protein of 606 amino acids. Gene Ontology annotation, molecular function: N-acetylgalactosaminyl-proteoglycan 3-beta-glucuronosyltransferase activity. Gene Ontology annotation, cellular component: Golgi cisterna membrane. The record is from RefSeq and is marked reviewed.